Messenger RNA from Adineta ricciae, 2001 nucleotides. NCBI's taxonomy places the organism in Eukaryota, Metazoa, Rotifera, Eurotatoria, Adinetida, Adinetidae. The record is from the annotation of a GenBank genome assembly.
AUGGCAGAAGCGUCAACAACCUAUAAAACAACAGACAAACAAGCAUCUAACCAAAACGGACUAGCUCUCGUUUGGUUGGAUGAUAAUGCUCUUCAAGAUCCAGACGCAAAGGGAAUAUUUCUUUCUCUUUUCAAACAAGUCUUGUGCUUUAACCAGCCUCUGGAAUGUCUGGAAUUGGUUGAAUCGGCGGAUGGUGAACCAGCAUGUAUAUCGAUGCUCGUUUCAGGGAAAUACGGACAAAUGUAUGUGCCAAAUCGUCUCCAACCAUUGAAUCAAAUAAAAUCUAUUUAUGUCUAUUGCAUGGACACCGUCAGACAUAAUCAAUGGGCACAAUUGUGUGAUAAAGUUCGGUGCGUCGAGUCGGAUUUUGGUAAAAUAUUUGAGUGUAUACAGAAAGAUUUGAAGCCGCCUGAAAAACCAGCCCACCAUCAACCUCAGCAUGAACAUCCAACGAUGGAAGUUGAGUCACCUCAAGAGCAAGAACCAGAGCCACCUCGAGAAGAAUUUGUUUCCAAACUAACAGAACGCUUCACAACUGGCGCUAACCUUCACGAUCAGCUUGCACUUCAACUACUAGUUAAAAAGCCAGCUAAUGAUGACGAUGGCGUUGACGACUUUAAAAAGUACUGUCAAAAUCAUGCAACAACUGCGAGCGUUGGAGAGGUAGAUGACCAUUUUCAAGUGGAUAUACCGCUUGAAAACUGGUAUAAACCCGAUCUAUGCUAUGUUCAUUUAAAUGCAACUCAUUUGAUUGAGUUGUGGGCAUUACGUUGGUUUAUUCGAAUUUUUUAUGAACAAUUGACUGUUAAACAUAACCAAUUCAAUGCAAACUCAUCCACACGGACCGUUUAUUAUGGUACAUGGGUGAGGACAGGUGAACUUGACAAGAUCAAACAACGUAUAGGUGAAUUUAUCAUAUGCAAUGAAAUUCUUCUAGCUUAUACAAAUAUGCACGACGCUGCCAAAUUUGUCGAUGUAAAAAUCGAUGAUCAUGUGAAGCACAGAGUUAUCUUCGAAAUCAAUAUCGACAAAGAUACUCAAUUUACUAUUCCCUACGGUGAAUUGGACAAAGAUCGCGUUCUAUUUUGGUGUGGGUCACGACAUCGAAUAAUUAAAGUUGAACUCAUGGACGGAAAUGAUUCGUGUUGGCUAGUCGGUCUGAGUUUAUCUCCAACAUUGAAUCGAAAUCAAGCAACACAGGAUCUCUACGAAAACUAUUCGCAGUCUUUGAGGAAUCUAGAUGAUACUCAUCGAGCAUUUGGAAGAAUCCUCAUCUAUAAAGGUUUAUAUACCCAAGCAGAAAAAUGGUUCGAAAAUACCACCCAUUACGAAGAAUUAGCUGAAGUUACCCUACGUCAAAAUCUUUGUCAAAAAGCCUCUGACUAUCUGCAACAAUUGCCGGAGGAUUCUCAUUCAGCCAAUUUGUUGCGUGCUUAUGUUCAUCUUCUAACAUCCAGUGAUAAUAUUGGCAAAGGGAAACUUCUACUAACGAAAAUCUAUUCGGACGCGAACGAUGAUAUCGUCGGAGCUCGCGCAGCUAUUGCUCUUGGAUUCAUUGAGUUUAUUGUCACUCAAAAGACUGAAGAGGCAUUGAAAUAUUUCACUUCUGCACGUGAUAUUUUACACAGAAGCGUACCCGAGAUUCAUCCCGAUGUCGCUAAAUCACUGAUCGCGAUUGGCUAUGUUCAUUUCGCUAAAGAUAAUUUCAGUGAAGCAGAAAAGAUUUUUCGAGAAGUUCUCUCAAUACAAAAUCAAUGUUUACCGCACAAUCAUCCAGAUAUAGGUAAAGGUCGUAUUGGUCUGGCACAUUGUUUGGCAUCGAAUCCCAAAAAAGGAAGAGAAGCAUUGCAAGAGCUGGGUACUGCAAUCCAUACGCUGAUUCGCGCGUAUCGUCGAACGUUCAAAACUCACCCAGAAGUACUGCUUACAAACAAAGAAAUCGAACGGGUACAAAAUGAUAAGAGACUGCGUGCACGAAAUUUACUAUUUGAUUAUAUUUAA